Molecule: messenger RNA, 4609 nt
Organism: Larimichthys crocea (large yellow croaker)
Lineage: Eukaryota; Metazoa; Chordata; Actinopteri; Sciaenidae
Gene: peds1b
Product: plasmanylethanolamine desaturase 1
Exons: 6
Coding region: 52-879 (275 amino acids)
Molecular function (GO): oxidoreductase activity
Source: RefSeq, a predicted model, not a curated record
GUGUGAGUACAGAGAGAGAUUGAAGGGGCUGGGCCCGCACACGGUGGAGAAAUGGCGAGAAUGGUUAACGAGGACGGCUGUGGAGCGGAAACACAGAGCCCAGAGCCGCAGGGACCGGGUCGGGGUUCGGCUAGAUGGGGUCCACAACACGCCGGUGCACGAGAACUGGCCAAUUUAUACUCACCAGGCAAACGAUGUCAAGAAUGGAUAAGUGUCAUCCUCUGCUUCUCUCUCAUGGCCUUCAACUUCAUUCACCUACUUGCCAAUUUCAACCUUGGACAUUUGUGGUCCAUCGUGUUGAGCAUCGUUGCGGGAAUACUCACCGCAGACUUUGCGUCCGGACUUGUUCACUGGGGGGCUGAUACGUGGGGAUCGGUGGAUCUACCCAUCUUCGGAAAGGCCUUUAUACGACCAUUCAGAGAGCACCACAUUGACCCCACAGCCAUCACCCGUCACGAUUUCAUCGAGACCAAUGGUGACAACUGCAUGCUGACCAUAUUCCCUCUAGCAAACAUGGCCUUCAACUUCCUCACCCUCUCCCCUGCGGAGAUUUACCACAUCUACCCCUGGUAUUGCUACUUGUUUGCACUGGGCAUCUUUGUGACCCUCACCAACCAGAUUCACAAGUGGUCGCACACGUAUUUCGGCCUUCCUCGUUGGGUGGUGCUCCUACAGGACUGCCACAUCAUCCUGCCCCGCAAGCACCACCGCAUCCAUCACGUCUCCCCUCACGAGACGUACUUCUGCAUCACCACAGGUUGGCUGAACUACCCUCUGGAGAAGCUGGGUUUCUGGAGGUACCUGGAGGAUCUUAUCCAAGGCGUGACGGGAGAGAAGCCCAGAGCGGACGACCUGAAAUGGGCUCAAAAAGUCAAGUAAAGCUGCGGGCUAACUGCACCCUACCUCAGAAGAUGCUGGUUCAGUCCAGCUCAUCCCCUCUUUUGCCUCACUUAAACUGUAAUCCAUAGGAAGAAAAACUAACAAUUUCUGAUGCCAUAGCUUUAAGUCUUGCACAUUUUGUCUGUUUUUCAAGAGGAGGGCUCUGUUGAAUGAUUUUGUCUUUGUCAUUACUCACUCAUGGAGAUUUCAAAUUGCAAUAUAUCCUUUACUUUUUAUAUAUCAAUCACUCAUUUUGAGGUGAGGAGAAGGUUUGGUGAGGUAAAGAAUUUGCUUUUCCGACGAGAUUAAAAGAUUUCGACGUCAAAAAAUUCAAACAAUCCCAAAAAAGAAUACUUGAAAGAGUGAACACUUACUUUAUUUAUUAUUUGGAGAGUUGUUAAAUCUGAAUAUAUUUAGCACUGCUUUAUUUCCUCUAAAUCAGUCCCUGCAUCUCCACCUUUUCAAGGGUCUACUUGAUAAAAAAAUUGGAUUUAGGCCAUUGUAAGUCGGAGGGAUUUUUUUUGGAUGCUUUACCAAUGUUUAUAGCUAAAGAUCAAGUUUGUUAAUUACUGUUACAUUUGUUGACUUCUUGCACAUUUGGGUUCAGCUGCACAUUUUUUUGGGACUAUUAUAAAUUAACUUUUGAGUACUAACCAGUGCACAUUGUUGCACAACUUGCUACAAAUCAACAUGCAGCCAUAUUUAAUAGUUUAGCCAUGUCAAAUCUGAGACAAUGACUACAGUUACAGUGGAAGAGACGAUGCCACGGGGUUGCAAAACAACCGGUCUGACAGCUUAAAAAAAAUGUGUUUUUAAGACAGCAAACCAAAUAAUUUAGGUAAAAAAAACAAAUGCAUCAUUUUGCUGUCAGAUCCUCUGGCACAGCAUUUUCAUCUUUCCUCCAAGACGAGUAAUCUGAUCUGAAACAUCACAUUGAAAUGUGUGUGACUGUAGUCAUUGUUAGAAAACAUGGGCGAAUGCACGUAUCACACUGUUGUUCUGCUGAGUCAGUCUACUCGGUUGUCUUUUCGGAUGAUCACGCGUUGUCUCUGAAAGGCACUCCAGUUUUCUUAUAUUUGCCGGGUUUUGCAGGAAAGAGGCACGUGCAGUUUUAUCAAGCUGCCUUACUUACACGCCACACAUGCAGUACUUGUGUGUUGUGUCUUUUUUGUUGUUUUCGAAUCAUUUGCAGCACUUCUUUGUGUCGUUGCAACGUUUGUUCCGUCUCUCUGGGCUCUUGUGUCUCACUUAAUAACGUGCCAACUGUAUGUAACGUUGUUUUCACGCCAUACAUUUUGCUAGUCUUUUGUAUUGUGGGAAGGAAAGGUUAUUUUCAGAGCGUAACAUUCCCCGCCGGGAGUCGUGUUGCCACCGCGUAUCGUCUUGGUACACGUGACACAGAUUUGGUGAUGUUAUAAGGGCUUCGGUGAAGGCUGACGAUCCAGGAAUUCCUUUACCCCGUUAGAUGAGAUUAUGUAAUUAAUGGAUCGGUUGAGAGGUUUUUUAACAGUUUAGUCAGUCAUUUGUAAAUGUAUUGUACAGCUAAUAACUAUGCAGUUUAAUAAGAGGCCCUUAACUAUACGUCUUAACUCAUCCGAUUAGGUUAAAAUGCCUUUUCUUUUUCUAUUUGUUUACACACAUUUGCUAAACUGGAGCUAAAAAAAUAAAUAAAAAUUAGCUACUUAGUAGACUGCAUGACAAAAAUUACUUUGACAAAUUAAGAUGUCACUUAAACAGACGUAAGAAUGCGUGCGUGCAUGCAGCAUGUUGGCUUGUGCGAGCAAUAAACUUGGCGGGUCACCGGCUUUCCUUUUUUGUGUAAAGGACACACAGACUGUCGCUCUAGAUGAAAUUAAUCUGUGCUGCUUUCAAAAGAUGAUCCAGGUUGUUUUGAACCACCUAAACUUCAUUCCAAGGAAAUCAUGGCGAUGCUUUUUCAGGUUUAAAUAGAAGGAGCUAACCUUGCUGUUCAGUUGGGUUGACCCCUGGUUAAAGGCUGAGUUAUUAAGCUUCUGGUGUAGACAUUGAAAUGAUAGUUCAUUUGUAAGCCAAAAUUCUGUUUUUAUAUGAUGUAAUAUUCCAUUUUUUUUCAAUCCUUGAUACUUGAUUAUAUUAAAUGAUUCACCAUAUGUCAACAGCAGAAGUACACUGCAGCUUGUAGAGCUUUGUGAGAAGCAGUUUUGUGUGCGUUAGGUCGUGUAAUAUAUGCUGGUAAAUGGACGUUGAUAUGCGUCACUGCAUAUGAGUUUAAGGCCUGCGUUAGGGUUCAUUCAGACACGAUCAGGUCUAUCGAUCAGGAAAUAAUCGAUGCCUCUCAAACCAUCGGACACAAAUUAAACUUCUUUUUGUCACUAAUUUGCAGUAUAAAUGAAAUAAACAAAGCCAGAACACAACAGGUAGAGUGUCAUAGUUUAGUCCAUGAAUCCACCUGGAUAGCCUCAGUUUUAGAGACACUUCAGGCUAAAUGUGGAGAGGGUCGCCUGGUCUGAUUGUUGGAUCCGGCUUAACUUCUCCACCACAGGUCUCUUGGCGUUUAUUAACACUCCUGUAGCCUCCAAAGCCAAAGCGGACGACUUCCCCUCAAAUAAAUGGAAAAAAACCUUUUCCCGCCGCAGCACCAGAUCAUGUCUGAAUGUACCUUUCUAUGCCUGUAGUCAAAAUAUAGUUUGGGCAGCGCUAACAGCAGUCAGAAGACACAUUUGAACUUAUUUUCUAAAUAGGACUUUUGGCACUGGCUUUACUGGAUGUUUCUGCGCUAGGGUAAAUUGAAUUUUGCAAUAAUAUAACUGUAACAACAAUUUUAAGGACAUUUCGUGUUUUUUUUGGAAUACUACAGAUUAGGACUAAGGACAAUGGUUGGUUAAUGUUUGGAGAUUAAACUGACAACCUUUUAAAAAUAUGUGUUGAGCUGACGAGGAACCCGUACAACAAUAAUAAUCAUUAAGCUUGGAGACGGACUGGUUGCUGGUGUUGAUCUAACACAACUUAUUCUCCAGAUGAUCUCAGGAUUGUGGUUAGAGUGUUUAAUUUGUGGAAAAACAAACCCUCCAUCAGUGAAGUUAUAAGGUAGAUAAAAACUGUUUUAAAAUCAUUCAUUUCCAUCAGACUGUGUUGGCCAAAGAAGCCGAAUGAUUUUUACACGUGUCAUAGGUUCAAUCGUAGCCAUACUGUAUAUCAGUACAGAUAACUCGGCCUCCUGUUAUCGCGGUAGAAUUUGUGAUUAAAGCUGUGUUUCGGUUUUUCUGCUUAGAGUUAACAGGGCUUUCAUAAGUGGAUUUGAAGGGUAUUUUGUGACGAUUUGUGUGGUAAACUAAAUAUUUUUCCCACUGAAAACAUUUUUUGUGAAAGCAAAUGGCUAAGUGGUGUGGGCAAUUGUUGUUGGUAUGUUUUGACAUGCUGUGUUGAAAUCACUUUUGUAAUGAUCCGUGGACUUUUUAUUGAAUUGCCUUAUCCUCUCCCCCUAAUUGAUUUAUUGUAAAUCUAGCCAGCGAUGUGGGAAAACAAUUUAUCGACUUGACUUUAAAUUGCCCUUCACUUGCCUCUCACUUCUUCUUCUUCUGAGGCAAAACCCAUGUGGAUGUUGUAGUUGGUUAUGUAUGCUGGUGGUGAUGGAGUUUUAGAUAUCAGAAUAAUGCCUUGAUGCCUUUUUGUUGUCUUCAAUUUGGGAGACUUACAAUGUGUAUAUAUUAAACUGUAUUUAUAAAUAAACUAAAUAAACGGUUGAUAAUUA